UCGUCCAUCCUGGAACUGAGGAAGGUUAUUCUUUGUACUUAACCAGAAAAUGGGGCAAAAAAUUUCUGCUUGUCAGGUUCCCACUUUUUCAACUGUGACUGCCUCGUUAAAAACCUUAACUAGAAAAAACCCUGUGGUAUAAAAAAUCUAGCUUAAGGAAAAAAGAGUGCAGCACAGGUUUUUCUUCAUGAUUCCUGGCGUAGUUUCCUCAUUAAAAAAUUUUGUUGAAAUUAAUUGUUCUGCAGAUUUGUGCUGAUUUGUUCAGGUCCUUUCUUUGAUUUUUCCAUAUCUUCACAGCUGCAUUUCUUGGAUUUUCUACUUCUUGGUAGCCUUUUUUAUGCACGUGGCCCCCAUAGCUCAUCAAGAUGUUGCUCCCUCACCAUGGGCUGAUUGUGUCUGAUCGUCUUGCUGAGUUUGAGGAUAUGGAUGUUGCUACACUGAUUCAUGCUGAUCCAAAAUUGAAGAAAGCUUAUGAUCGAGGUCUUAGUGUUGUUUUUCUAGAUGAUUCUCCUAGGGAGGCAUCUGAAGGUACUGGUAGCUCCUGGGACAUGGGAGAUUCUGCCACCACCGUCUAUAGCAGGGGUAGUUCUGUUGAUGCGGAGGUUUCGCAGGGUGCCUCCCCUUCUCCGCUUGCGUAGCGAGCCUGUUUUUUAUCCUUGAGAACUAAAGAUAUUAUAUUUUUCUAUUUGUUGUAGAUUUGUUGUUUUGUUUGUUUCGGGUUUUCGUCAUGCCUUGCAUUGUGUCUUUUCCUCGAGAUUAUAUAUGGAAAAUAUGUUUUCUUAUAUUCUGAAAUUUGCAUUAACCUCUGUAGCACAUCUUGCAUAGCUUUUGUCAGGGUAUUUAUAUACACCCAAAACUUGCUUGCCGCCUUUUGCUUGUGUAACUUUUGCUUGGGUGUUUAUGUACACCCAUACUUGUUCACAGUUUUCGUUUGCCUGUGUAAUUUUGGCUUGGGUAUUUUAUGUACACCCAAACUUGCUCACAGCUUUUUGUUUGUGUAACUUUUGCUUGGGUAUUUUAUGUACACCUAAACUUGCUCACAGCUUUUUGCUUGUCUGUGUAACUUUUGCUUGGGUAUUUUAUGUGCACCCAAACUUGCUCACAGCUUUUGCUUGUGUAACUUCUGCUUGGGUAUUUAAUGUACAUGCAAACUUGCUCACAGCUUUUAGUUUGCUUAAGCAUAUUUUUGUUCUAUCCGGAUAUUAUGUAUUUGCUAAAUUUUGCAUUUUAUUAAGAUAAAAGCCAUAAUGUUCAUGGAGAAUAAUUUAUAAGAUUACUUGCCUUUGCUUACUGGUAGUAUUUCUUAAGGUCUGCAACAUUCUAGGUCCAUGGGAUUAUAGCUCCAUUGGGACGCAUCAACUUGAAGGCUCCAUUGCCUAAAUCUUCCUUGAUGAGGUAUUGUCUUUCCCAGCUUGAGCGUAGCUUUCCUUCUCAAGAAUUGCUUUCUAAAACCUUUGUUUUUCUUAGUACCCAAUCUCCUUUGCAUAGGUUUUUAGGUUUUACCUUGAGAUUGUAAUAUUUUUCUGCUUUUCCAUGGUAACUUGCCAUUCGUACUUGUGAUAAGUCCCUAACUUCUUCUAGUAAAUCCAGGUUGGCUCU
Messenger RNA from Rubroshorea leprosula, 1599 nucleotides. NCBI's taxonomy places the organism in Eukaryota, Viridiplantae, Streptophyta, Magnoliopsida, Malvales, Dipterocarpaceae. The record is from the annotation of a GenBank genome assembly.